Messenger RNA from Ceratotherium simum simum (southern white rhinoceros), 733 nucleotides. Its product is annotated as zinc finger protein 24-like. The record is from RefSeq and is a predicted model, not a curated record. Lineage: Eukaryota; Metazoa; Chordata; Mammalia; Perissodactyla; Rhinocerotidae.
CUCGGACGAAACCUGGGCCGCUGGCGCUGUGUGAAUCUGAGUGGAAUUUCUCUCUCCGUUUUGCCAAAUUAACAUGAAAACAGGGUGCCCUCAGAAGCCUCCAGUUGAAACUCCAGCAGAAGCCAGGUAGGAUGGCUGUGGACACAAGAAAGUCUGCCAGCCAGCUGUUCCAAGCCUCAUGGGGUCAGCAGGGACCUGUGAUGGUGAAGGUGAAGUUGGAGGAGGACUGCCCUAGGAAUCAGGGCCUCAGCCUUCCAGAGGACCAGCUCCCUCCCUGGGAGAUCUUCAGGCAGCAGUUCAGACAAUUCUGCUACCAGGAUUCCCCUGGACCACGUAUGGCCCUGAGCCGGCUCCGGGAGCUCUGCCGUCAGUGGCUCAGGCCGGAGACACAUACCAAGGAGCAGAUCCUGGAGCUGCUGGUGCUGGAGCAGUUCCUGACCAUCCUGCCCAAGGAGCUCCAGGCCUGGGUGCAGGAGCAUCAUCCAGAAAGCGGGGAGGAGGCAGUGACGAUACUGGAGGAUCUGGAAAGAAAGAGAAAUGUACAUGUCGGAGGAGACUGGUCUGAUAUGGUUGUGGGGGAGCUGGAAGCAAAACUUUCUCAAGGGUGGAGGCUCUGAGGGAACAAUGGGAAAGCCCAGCAUUCAGCAGGCAACUGAGCUUGUUGCUAAGCCAGCCCUGUAAGGAGGGGAGGGGUGGGAAACAGCAGAUUCAGGGAUGGUGAGUAAAGAUACUG